AGGAAGGGUGAACCGGCGCGCAUAGAAGGCAGGAGGGCGAGGAGACGGCAAUCUCCGGUGGCGGGACAGAUGGGAGCGCGAGACGGGCGCCUUUCCUUCGAGGGGUUUUGUGUACGCGGGCGAGCAAGCGAACGAACGAGCGAGCGGUGAGCCCGGAUACUUUCGAUUUCGUCGAGCGGCGGGCCCGUUGACUCUCGCCCGUCGACGCGAGUGAGAGAAAGAGACCGCGCCGUGGCUUCGUGCUCCAGGAGGCGAACGAACAUGCCAGUCAUCGCGCGGUAAAGCAACGCGUGCAUUCAUCGGCCGCGUCGCGGUGUCCAUCGAGAUAUCGUGCCGUGCCGUGCGCGAGAGGCCGCCGUCGCCGCCUCCUCGUUCACGUCGAGAACGCGAAACGUUUCGUGCGGUCGCGGCAGGUGGACGCGCGUGCCGCGUUCUUGUGAAACUUCCGAUGAGAGAGUGCGACGGUAUGGAGAAGCGAUCGAUUUUCGCGUAGUCGCCGAAGCGUCGGCUCUACAUGGCGAUCGAGGAGCGCGACGACAGGCAACACCGGUAGUGGAGAGACCGAAGGGGAGCGAGCGAGCGAGCGGGGACCUUGCGUAGAGAACGCGCCGGAACGUGCUUGUCCCGUCGCCGCGUCUCCGUUUCUCUUCUCUCUCUCUCUCUCUCUCUCUCUCUCUCUUUCUCUCUUUCUUUCCCUCCCGAGCGGACCUGAUCGUGAGUGCGCGCGCGUGCUCGACCGUAUGCUCGGCGUGUCAGCAGUCAUCGAUUUUCCGGCGAUCGUGUUGCCGCCGGCAGAAGAUCGCGCCAACGGGAGUGAUGAAGUGAGAGGUAGCCGCGGUGCGCGCGUCCGGAGUAACGCGUGAGGACAGAAGUCGACGUAUGUGCGUACGUACGCACGCACGCACGUCGCCGUCGUCGCCGUUGUCUCGUGUGUCGCCAGGAAGCUCCGAGGGACGAUAGGCGGAAAAAGAGAGAAAGAGAGAGAGCUGUCGUGAGAGCGCGCGUCCAACAUGGCUACCGCCGGCAGCAACGCGCCGACAAACGCCGGCAUCGAGACGAACGGCGGCAGCAACGUGCCGCAGUGGAAGCGCGACCUGAUACAACGCCGUCGUCAGCAGAGCAAGGUCCUCGCGAAUAACGGCGCGAGCGUGAAGCUAUGCAGCGCGGUGAUCGGAACAUCGUCAUCGUCGGCGACGGACGGCGGCGUCGAGCAUCACGCGACAGCGCUGCAGGAGUAUUGCCCGGUCGCCGGCACGCUUCGCGCUGUGCGCUCGACGACGAUGACGACGACGACGACGACGACGACGACGACGACGACGACGACGACGACGACGAACAACGAGUGUAACAACGUGUCGAACGUUUGCAUAGCUGCUGGUAGCAGUAGUAACAGCAGCGGUAACGCGCUGUUGUCCUCCUCCCCCUCCUCGUAUCCCGCGAGAAGGCCGCCGCCGACUGGUGGCGCCAUCACGGUCGCGGUAGCGACGGCAACGGCCGGCGACUUGGCGUCGGCAGUCGCGUACAACAUGCGUCUCGAGGCGGACUUGUCGCUCUGCUCGGACGCGGAGGAUGUUGUGAACGGCGCGCCGGCCAAGUUCGCGGCAGACACGUCGGAACGCAAAUCGUCGGAGUACGACCCGGUGGGUGAGAACGAGGAGGCGACGGCCACCACGAGGACGUCGGACGGCGGUAGAGUGAGAACGAGCGGCGGCGGCGGCGGCGGCGGCGAGGCCAUCAACGCCAGCGAGAACGCGUCGACGUCGCAGCGCGACGAAAUUCGCACCACGCUCCUCGUCGUCGGACGUGGCAGCGGCGGCGGCGGCGGCGGCAGAGACACUCACGGCGAAACGACGCUCGGCGGCAGAACGAUGAAGGAACAGUCGCGGGCUGUCGCGAUGACGGCGAAUCGCUCGUCCAACGAAGACGCGGAGAGCGACAGUUCCGAGGAGUUGCAGUACGGCCCGGGGAUCGUCAAUAAGCUCAAGAGCAAGUACCUUAACCUCACUUUGCGCGAGACGAACAAGAGCCGCGCGUCGGUGCAGCGGUUUCGACGCGCGGCCAGCCUCGAGGACCUGCUCGACCGCGACGACGACGAGACAGCCGGCCACGAGAAGACGGCCGCCACGAGGAAGUAUGCGAAGCGGGACGGUCCGACGGGCGGCGCCGUCGUCGUCGCGGUGCCUAAGAGCGACAGGUAUCGAAACGCUUCUCGCGGCAACGACUCAAUGAAACGGGCGCGCAGCGUUGAGACUCUGAUGAGGUACAACGGCGCGCCGACGGACGAGACGACGAGUGCGGUGCGCGCGGCAUCGGCCGGCCGUCCGGCGACCAACGGCGUUGGUCGCCAGGAACCGGUCAACGACCAUAUCAUCCUCGUGGACCGCACGUCCGUGAAGAUCGAGAGCCGGCUGGGCGACCUCGAUCGACCCAAGCCGGUCAACAAGCCGAAGAGGAUCAAGCCGGUGUUGGCGGAGACGGAACGGCCGCCGCCGGAUCUAGUCAAGACCACGAUGAGGAUCUUCGAAGGCUCGGCGAGGAAGCUGAAACCCAAGGGUGAGGUGGCCGCGAAGGUCGCGACUUUCAAGACCAUCAACGACACGUUCAAGGCGCAGACGACGCAGAAGAAGCUGGUGAUGCCGAAACCGCCGGUGCAGCCGAAGCCGUUCGUCAACGGCAGCGCUCGCGGCGCCGCCGCCGCCGGGACCAACGUCCUCCUCGGCUCCCCGAAGAGGAUCGUCCUGCCGCACAAGCCGACGGCGGAGCUGAUCGAGACGCAGGAUGGCGAAGUGGAGUACCACAUAGACGGUGUCAUCACCGAACCAAUCGUGCAGUCGGUGUCGUCAGUGGUCAGCAAGUUCCAGCAGAUCGAAAAGUCGCACUCGCCUUCACCGUCGCCGGAGCCCUCGAGCUAUCAGAAGCUAAAGUUCUCCCCGGCGAACAGUCCGGAACCGCCGCCGGCGGCUUCCUGCAAGUCCAAGUCGCCCGCUUUGGAAAUCACGAUCAAGUCGCCGCCAGUCACACCGGUGCUCUCGCCGAGGAUACCGUCACCCAGACUGCAGAGCCCGUCUUCUCCCGUCAAGGACUCGACGGUUCGGUUCCAGGCGUCAAAUCUGCCUCACAAACCACCGCUGCCAAGUCCUGGGGCGAGAGAGUCCUCGAGAAUAGAGUCUUCGGAACCAACCAAGCCAUCACGCCCGCAAACUGAGAAGGAGCCCGCGAGAACGAGCGUUGAACAUCCUCAGCAGCAACCGCGACUUCCGGAAUCAUCGUCCGCUCACGUGGAACGGAAAGACGACGCGACGGAAAAUGCCGUCGUCGUCGUUGGCGAGGAGGAGAUUGUGGACGGGCCGAGAAGCAUCUCCAAAAACGCUCUGGACAAUAUCAGCAGAGCCGGCACGACGAUGCAGUUCAACUUCGGCGACAAGCCCACGACCAACAAGAGUUAUCUACCAGGCGCGAAGCGAAACGGACAGACAUUCGCGGACGAACGGCCACCAGAUGACGACCGCCGCUGCCACGUGAACGCCGGCAGAACCGAGUCCAGAGGAAAGUCGGCCUCAUCGUCGAGUGCACCAUUGAAUGUUGUCGUAACGACCUCCGAGACUGCGUCGAGCAAGCUGCAAGAGAGGCUCGAGCUGGAGAAGGAGGAGAAGGUCGACGAUGACAAGAAGGAGAACGUCGAGGAGAAGCCGAUCGUGCCGGAAAGUAAACCCAUCGGCGCCAUUUGCAGUUUGGGCCUGAUCAAGUCAGCGACAACGACGACCACGACCACGACCACGUCGUCGUCGACAUAUCCGCAGAGUAACAACGAAGCGAGAACGAUAAGAUGCCAAAAGAGUGAGUUCUCGCCGCCGCAGAAGCAGAUCGGCAUCAUACGGCCGCUGGUCACCACGAAGACGCAACAUACGCAGCAGAAUCUGAGCAACCGCGAGCUCGAGAAGAAUCUGAUCAACCGGGUCAAGAGCAUCGAGCAGCCGACCAAGGUCGUGGUGAGCCUGAAGAGCGCUGACGAGAUACAGCCGGCGAAGAAGACGAGCGCGGCCGGCGGCGGUGGCGGCGGCGGUCUUUGGGACACGAAGCCGUGGAAUCAGCAGAAUAAUACGAUGGUGUUCAACUUCAGCAAUCGCAAGGAAGUGCCGGAUUACAUAGAGAACGACGGUCUCAUCAUCAGGAGAAAACGGGAGAAGCCAAAGGUCGGCGACGGCGGUAUCAUAGUGCUGGACGCGACUCUGGACGCAUCUACGACCGACGACAUCGACUGGGAGAUCUCCGGGGGUCCGCCAUCGCCCUGCGACGUGUCGUUCCUCAACGACAACGUUCUCAUCAACGGACGCAGCAAUCUCUCGAGGACGCCGCGAAAUCACAAGCAUCGGAUACAGUUCGACGACACGGCGACCCGCACCUUCGAAUAUCCCAGCGAGGCGUCGAUCCUCGAAGACGAGAGCAGCAGCGUGGACGGCGAAACCUCCAGCUCCGUCGAGCAGCAACAGUCCAUCGCCGGCAAUAACAAAACGUCCUCGACGACCGGCUCCACGACGAGCAUACCGUCCCUUCUCGGUGGAGGCGGACUAGCCAGCUACACACCUAGCAAAGUGGAUCUAACGUCGGAAGGUUUCGAGCUGGGCGUUACCAGGGCCGUGCCGAUAGUGGUCCCCACGUCAACGUCCACGGGGCAAACUGAGAACGCGAGCGAACUGGACUACCUGAGGCCCGCUCAAGAUGCAGGCGCGUGGGGCUCGGAGACAACCGGGGAUCUUCUUUACUGAGAAGACGCGAAGCUCGUCAUCAUUAGCAACGGCUCAACAACGUCCUACCGCGGCGGCAAUAGAACGAGAAAGUCGAGAAGAAGCCCGCGCGCUUUACUACAAGGCUAAUAAGGAGUAUUUUUUUCUAGCGGCGAUAGAGAAACUCCGACAAAGGAUUACGAACGCGAGAUACUAAUAUUAUACACCGCGAGGUUUAAUAAUAAAAAAGGGAAAAAAGAAAAAAAAACACAUGACGAAUGCUCACAACCGCAUAAAGCAAGUUUCUUUUUAUACGGAAAGCAAGUCAGACGUCACGCUCGUGAUCGGACAAUACGCCGGUGGACCCCGCAAAUAUUUCACUUGCUGCAUUUGAUUGAGCAGGGCUCUUUCUUUCUCUAAUCGUGGAGAGGAGAGGAUUAAAAGGUGUGAUCUCCGUUUACGAGCGCGUCGAUUCCGAAAACUAGGCGUUUAUUUAGAUGAUUAUUAAGUAAGAACUAACAGUAUCAUUCCAAGUAUAUGCAUUUACUUUGUCAUUACGAUAUAUCGGACGAACGGACUUUCCUAGACAAUGAAUCGUCGAAACUGCCAAGAUACGUUAGUGUUUCAUCUCUUUUUUUUUUUGCUUUUGUAAUAGCACUCGAGAGAGAGAGAGAGAGAGAGAGAGAGAGAGAGAGAGAGAGAGAGAGAGAGAGAGAGAGA
Odontomachus brunneus is the source of this 5444-nucleotide messenger RNA. RefSeq lists its product as uncharacterized. The record is from RefSeq and is a predicted model, not a curated record. The transcript is spliced from 5 exons. Bases 1011 to 4766 code for a protein of 1251 amino acids. Gene Ontology annotation, molecular function: microtubule binding. Gene Ontology annotation, biological process: neuronal signal transduction; chemotaxis. Lineage: Eukaryota; Metazoa; Arthropoda; Insecta; Hymenoptera; Formicidae. Gene Ontology annotation, cellular component: rough endoplasmic reticulum membrane; nuclear membrane.